Messenger RNA from Carlito syrichta (Philippine tarsier), 3421 nucleotides. RefSeq names its product fibrillin-1-like. Gene Ontology annotation, molecular function: calcium ion binding. The transcript is spliced from 24 exons. The annotation marks the transcript as partial. Lineage: Eukaryota; Metazoa; Chordata; Mammalia; Primates; Tarsiidae. The record is from RefSeq and is a predicted model, not a curated record.
AUGAAUUUGCUACACUCUGUGGAAGUCAAAGGCCAGGCUUCGUCAUCGACAUUUAUACGGGUUUACCUGUUGAUAUUGAUGAGUGCCGGGAGAUCCCAGGGGUCUGUGAAAAUGGAGUGUGUAUCAACAUGGUUGGCAGCUUCCGCUGUGAAUGUCCAGUGGGAUUCUUCUAUAAUGACAAGUUGUUGGUUUGUGAAGACAUUGACGAAUGCCAGAAUGGUCCAGUGUGCCAGCGCAAUGCUGAAUGCAUCAACACUGCAGGCAGCUACCGCUGCGACUGUAAGCCUGGCUACCGCUUCACCUCCACAGGACAGUGCAAUGAUCGCAAUGAAUGUCAAGAAAUUCCCAAUAUAUGCAGCCAUGGACAGUGUAUUGACACAGUUGGAAGUUUUUAUUGCCUUUGCCACACUGGCUUCAAAACAAAUGCUGACCAAACCAUGUGUUUGGACAUAAACGAGUGUGAAAGGGAUGCCUGUGGGAACGGAACUUGCCGAAACACAAUUGGCUCCUUCAACUGCCGCUGCAAUCACGGUUUCAUCCUUUCUCACAACAAUGACUGCAUAGAUGUUGAUGAAUGUGCAACUGGAAAUGGGAACCUUUGCAGAAAUGGCCAAUGCAUCAAUACAGUGGGGUCUUUCCAGUGUCAGUGCAAUGAAGGCUAUGAAGUGGCACCUGAUGGGAGGACCUGUGUGGAUAUCAAUGAAUGUCUUCUAGAACCUGGAAAAUGUGCACCAGGUACCUGUCAAAAUCUGGAUGGGUCCUACAGAUGCAUUUGUCCACCUGGAUAUAGUCUGCAAAAUGACAAGUGUGAGGAUAUUGAUGAAUGUGUUGAAGAGCCAGAAAUUUGUGCCCUGGGCACAUGCAGUAACACUGAAGGCAGCUUCAAAUGUCUGUGUCCAGAAGGGUUCUCCUUGUCCUCCACUGGAAGAAGGUGCCAAGAUUUACGCAUGAGCUACUGUUAUGCCAAGUUUGAAGGAGGGAAGUGCUCAUCACCCAAAUCCAGAAAUCACUCCAAGCAGGAGUGCUGCUGUGCAUUGAAGGGAGAAGGCUGGGGAGAUCCCUGCGAGCUGUGCCCCACUGAGCCUGAUGAGGCCUUCCGCCAGAUCUGUCCCUAUGGAAGUGGGAUCAUCGUAGGACCUGACGAUUCUGCAGUUGAUAUGGAUGAAUGCAAAGAACCCGAUGUCUGUAAACAUGGGCAGUGCAUCAAUACAGACGGCUCCUAUCGCUGCGAGUGUCCCUUUGGUUAUAUUCUAGAGGGGAACGAGUGCGUGGAUACUGAUGAAUGCUCUGUGGGCAAUCCUUGUGGAAAUGGAACAUGCAAGAAUGUGAUUGGAGGUUUUGAAUGCACCUGUGAGGAGGGAUUUGAACCUGGUCCCAUGAUGACAUGUGAAGAUAUAAAUGAAUGUGCCCAGAAUCCUCUGCUCUGUGCUUUCCGGUGUGUAAACACUUAUGGAUCAUAUGAAUGCAAAUGUCCUGCUGGAUAUGUUCUGAGAGAAGACAGGAGGAUGUGCAAAGACGAGGAUGAAUGUGAAGAGGGAAAACACGACUGUACUGAAAAACAAAUGGAAUGCAAGAACCUCAUUGGCACAUACAUGUGCAUCUGUGGACCCGGGUACCAGCGGAGACCCGAUGGAGAAGGCUGCAUAGAUGAGAAUGAAUGUCAAACCAAGCCAGGGAUCUGUGAGAACGGGCGCUGCCUCAACACCCGUGGGAGCUACACCUGUGAGUGCAACGAUGGGUUCACUGCCAGUCCCACCCAGGAUGAGUGCCUCGACAACCGAGAAGGGUACUGCUUCACAGAGGUGCUACAAAACAUGUGUCAAAUUGGCUCCAGCAACAGGAACCCCGUCACCAAGUCUGAAUGCUGCUGUGAUGGAGGGAGAGGCUGGGGUCCCCACUGUGAGAUAUGCCCUUUCCAGGGCACCGUGGCUUUUAAGAAACUCUGCCCCCAUGGCCGAGGAUUCAUGACCAACGGAGCAGAUAUUGAUGAAUGCAAAGUUAUUCAUGACGUUUGCCGAAAUGGGGAAUGUGUCAAUGACAGAGGAUCAUAUCAUUGCCUUUGUAAAACUGGCUACACUCCAGAUAUAACUGGGACUUCCUGUGUGGAUCUGAAUGAGUGCAACCAGGCUCCCAAACCCUGCAAUUUUAUCUGCAAAAACACAGAAGGGAGUUAUCAGUGCUCGUGCCCGAAAGGCUACAUUCUGCAAGAGGAUGGAAGAAGCUGCAAAGAUCUUGAUGAGUGUGCAACCAAGCAACACAACUGCCAAUUCCUGUGUGUUAACACCAUUGGUGGCUUCACAUGCAAAUGUCCUCCUGGAUUUACCCAACACCAUACUGCCUGCAUUGAUAACAACGAAUGCACCACUGACAUCAACCUAUGUGGGUCGAAGGGUAUUUGCCAGAACACUCCUGGAAGCUUUACCUGUGAAUGCCAGCGGGGAUUCUCACUUGAUCAGAGUGGCGCCAGCUGUGAAGAUGUGGACGAAUGUGAGGGUAACCACCGCUGCCAGCAUGGCUGCCAGAACAUCAUUGGGGGCUACAGGUGCAGCUGCCCUCAGGGCUACCUCCAGCACUACCAGUGGAACCAAUGUGUCGAUGAAAAUGAAUGCCUCAGCGCUCACAUUUGUGGAGGAGCCUCCUGUCACAACACCCUGGGGAGCUACAAGUGCAUGUGUCCUGCUGGCUUUCAGUACGAACAGUUCAGUGGAGGAUGCCAAGACAUCAAUGAAUGUGGCUCUUCGCAGGCCCCCUGCAGUUAUGGCUGUUCCAAUACUGAGGGUGGCUACCUGUGUGGCUGUCCACCUGGCUACUUCCGCAUAGGCCAAGGGCACUGUGUUUCUGGAAUGGGCAUGGGCCGAGGAAACCCAGAGCCACCUGUCAGCAGUGAAAUGGAUGACAAUUCACUCUCUCCAGAGACCUGUUACGAGUGUAAGAUCAAUGGCUACCCCAAACGAGGCAGGAAACGGAGAAGCACAAAUGAAACAGAUGCCUCCAAUAUCGAGGAUCAGUCUGAGAAAGAAGCCAAUGUGAGUCUUGCAAGUUGGGAUGUUGAGAAGACAGCCAUCUUCGCUUUCAACAUUUCCCACGUCAGUAACAAAGUCCGAAUCCUAGAACUCCUUCCAGCCCUUACAACUCUGACAAAUCAUAACAGAUACUUGAUUGAAUCUGGAAACGAAGAUGGUUUCUUUAAAAUUAACCAAAAGGAAGGGAUCAGCUACCUCCACUUCACAAAGAAGAAGCCAGUGGCUGGAACCUAUUCAUUACAAAUCAGUAGUACUCCACUUUAUAAAAAGAAAGAACUUAACCAGCUAGAAGACAAAUAUGACAAAGACUACCUCAGUGGUGAACUGGGUGAUAAUCUGAAGAUGAAAAUCCAGAUUUUGCUUCAUUAAUUCACCAUCCAGAGACCAAAUAAUUAAAA